UUGUUCCCCCACUUCUCACUCCCUCUGAUCUGGUCUCUUCCGCGGUUGGGGUUGGCGGAAGAUGGAGAGAGCCAGAUUUCCCUGGCCUUUGAGGAGGGGGAACUAGCCUGGCGGAGGGGGGUGCCUUUCCUCGGCCUCCCCCCCCAUCCCAAACACCCCGCACCUGUUGAAGGAAAGGGCGCACGCAGCCCGGCUCUGGGGGAACAGUCCGGUGCGCGACUGUCGUUACAUACGACUUAGCGCCUCUCCCACAGCAACUUUGGCCAAGUGGAGAGGAGUGGAGUGGAGUGGAGGGGCCCUCAGUCCAGACUUUGGCUUGGGGGCAGCUUUUAAGCUGGGCCCAGAUGCUUUGAAUCCUGGGAGGAAGGAGAGGGCAGAACUCCGCUCAGAUCGCCGGCCAAGUUCGGGCAAGUUAGCCUUUGGGGCGUUUGGGGUGCUGCCUGAUUGCAUUCCUAUAAACGAUCAGCCCCGUCUGAUCUUCUUGUUAUUAUUUGGGCAUCUUUGCUAAGGAGGGAGCUGCCGGCUUCUUUAAGGAGACGCAGUCCUCUAGGAAUAAACUUGUCUUUGUAUCAGGCCGAGGAGCACCUCGGAGUGUACUGAGCAGCUCCUAAUGAGUCCUUGUUAAAGGUGACCCUGAACAACAGGAAAUGAUCCAAAACAAGAAGAAUGUCAUCUUAGUAGAUGGCAUCAUACUUAAUGGCCCCACCACAGAUCCAAAAGCGGGAGAAAAAUUUGUGGAAGAGGCUUGUCGACUAAUCAUGGAAGAAGUGAUCCUCAAAGCUCCUGAUGUGAAAGAGAAGGUUUGUGAAUGGCAGCCUCCGGAGCAGCUGAAGAAACUGCUUGAUCUGGAGAUGAGGGACACGGGGGAACCACAUCAGAGACUCUUGAAACUUUGCCAGGAUGUCAUCCGAUAUAGCGUCAAAACCAAUCACCCAAGAUUCUUCAAUCAGCUGUAUGCUGGCAUCGAUUACUAUUCCUUAGUGGCUCGGUUCAUCACGGAGGCAUUGAAUCCAAGUGUUUAUACCUAUGAGGUGUCCCCAGUGUUUCUGUUAGUGGAAGAAGCUGUUCUGAAGAAGAUGAUUGAAUUCAUUGGCUGGAAAGAAGGGGAUGGCAUAUUUAACCCAGGUGGUUCUGUGUCCAAUAUGUACGCCAUGAACUUAGCUCGGUAUAAAUACUGUCCUGAGAUUAAGGAGAGAGGACUUUCCGGGCUGCCCAGACUCGUGCUUUUUACGUCAGCCGAGAGUCAUUACUCCAUGAAGAAGGCAGCAUCUUUCCUUGGAAUUGGUACCCAGAAUAUUUACUUUGUGGAGACAGACUCAAGAGGUAAGAUGAUACCUGAGGAACUGGAGAAACAAGUCCAGCAAGCCAGGAAAGAGGGGGCCGCCCCGUUUCUCGUCAGUGCAACCUCUGGGACAACCGUAUUGGGGGCAUUCGAUCCUCUGGAUGAAAUAGCAGAUAUCUGCACCAGAUAUGGCCUUUGGCUUCACGUGGAUGCAUCUUGGGGUGGCUCAGCUUUGAUGUCAAGGAAGCAUCGCAAGCUUCUGCAUGGCAUCCACAGGGCUGACUCAGUGGCCUGGAACCCACAUAAGAUGCUUAUGGCUGGGAUCCAGUGUUGUGCUCUUCUGGUGAAAGACAGCUCGGACCUCCUUAAAAGAUGCUACUCCGCAAAGGCAUCUUACCUAUUCCAACAAGAUAAGUUCUAUGACGUCAGCUAUGACACAGGUGACAAGUCUAUCCAGUGCAGCCGCCGGCCUGAUGCAUUCAAGUUCUGGAUGACCUGGAAAGCCCUGGGGACGCUGGGACUUGAGGAAAGAGUGAACCGGGCUCUUGCACUAGCAAGGUACCUUGUAGAGGAAAUUAAGAAGAGAGAAGGAUUCCGACUGCUUUUAGAGCCUGAGUUUGCUAACAUUUGCUUUUGGUACAUUCCACCAAGUUUAAGGACAAUGGAAGAAGGACCUGAGUUCUGGGCUAAGCUGAACCUGGUGGCCCCCGCCAUUAAAGAGAGGAUGAUGAAGAAAGGCAGCAUGAUGCUAGGCUACCAGCCACACCAGGGCAAAGUCAAUUUCUUCCGUCAGGUGGUGAUCAGCCCCCAAGUGAGCCGCGAGGACAUGGACUUCCUCCUGGAUGAAAUCGACCUUCUGGGUAGAGACAUGUAGCCAUCACUCCAGAAGGCCCCGGAGCCCACAGCCCAUGGAGCAGACGUUUCCCAAUGCAGAAUGUCUGGGGCCUUGUUUUAGAUGUGCUGCUCUUCAGAUGCUUAUUAGGAAACACGACCAUCCCUUUAAAAUCAAAAUGCUUAGUGUACAUCUUAAAGGUGCCACGAAAAACCUCCCGAGUCUAGAAGAGCCAGGGCAACGGCAACAGAAUCACGAGCAUCUCGUCAUCGCUGCUUGUUGUCGGGAAGAAUAUUUUCUGGGAGGGCGGAAGUAGAAUAAGGGUCCUGGGGAUUAAGCACUCAUUCCCUCUUCACAGGAGUCAUAGGACUCAUCGCAGAAAUUAUGAUUCCGACGCGUCAUCAUCAUAAACAUCCAAGAUUUCUAUUGGCAGCUCAAUGGGACUAUGGAAUGGCCGAGAGAUGAACUGAGAGUCGUCCAGCCAGGAGUCUGAUCCUGCUCCUAAGCCCCAGCAGUCAGACUCUGAACAGGUAGCUCUCCCGAGACCUCUAGCGACCCUGAAAGCAGGCUAAAGGUAUCUUCUAAAAGAGGAAUGAUGGCAGAUACUUAUAUUAAAGCGAUAUCCUCGCAAGUGGGCUGACGGUAGCAAAUGGUUGGAAUUCAACAUGGCGCUGAUCGGUUCGAGUCUACCUAUAGAUAUUUUUUUAAGCUCGCAAGUUGCUUUGUAGGGCAUAUAUUUCUUAUUGGUUUGAUUUUCCUUUUUCCAUCAAAGAUGAAGAGCCUCCAUAAUGUUCUUUCAUUCUCGCCUUCUGGAAAACAUUCUUGUCUUACUCGGAGUCCUAUUAUUUUGUUCUGGCUUAGCCCCCAGGUGUGGAUCUGCUUCCAUCCCCAUGGGGCGCAGGACCCGAUCAGACAAUGUUUAUCUUCCCUUAUAAUUCCCAUUUACAACAUGUUUUAAGGCUUUGAGUUUGGUCAUCCAAAUAUUAUUAUCAGUUGCAGAAAUAGAGGUUCAGGUAGGGGACUCACUUAGUAAAUAUCUGGACUUGGGUUUGAACCCAGGACUUCCGACUCCACCACCAACCCUCUUUCUACACUACCUCUCACGUUAGAUAAGGAAGCCCAAUCUAGACCUCCAACGUUAAAACUUUAAUCGUGAAAUUAAAUAAGGAGCAUCCGCUUUAUCAAAGCAACUGAAAUGAAGUUGAUAAUAGACUCAUUGGCCCCCACGUCUGUUCUUAGCACGUUACUUCACAAUGGUUGGGUUUGUUUUUAACCAUUUACUGAUCAUAUGACUAUACGAGAAUUUUUUUCCCUCUUUUUAAAAAGAAUUAAUUAAGUGCCUACUAUAUGCUAAGCACUGUGCUAAUUGUUAGGAACAAAAUUAUAAAAAAUUAAUUAGUCCUUGCCUUCAAAGAGCUUUUAUUCUACUGGGACAUGGACCAAUAGAAUGAAGCUGCCUUUUUAGCAAAUUAGACACUAAUGUGCAAAAGACCCUUUGAUUUGAGGGUUCUUCGAAUUAUCUUCCAAUUGGUUUUUUCCCUCGUUUUUGUGGGUUGUUUCGUUUUGAUAUGAUCAUUGUGUGUUUGCAUGAAGGCUGAAGAGCAAACUGAAGGAUGUGAUCACAUAUUCUUUAUUGUUCAUUUUUCUAGGCUGUAACUUACUAUAAAGCUGAAAUCAGAAUUUUUCUUGUUUGCACCAAGUUUUUUCAUCGAGGUAGCAAUGACCAAGCUUGUUUUUCUCUCUCACAUCUUGAGUACUGAAAAUCAUCUCUAAAUGAAGUGCUUUUGUGCCUUCAACUGAUGUGUCCAGUGUUGUACAACAUUCCCAUUUAUGAGCUCCAAAAUAACAGUGAUUUGUUGUGGUCAGAAGAUAAUAGAUUAAAAUAACCAAAAUAUAAAAUAAAAUAAGGAGCUCUUCACCUACGUCCUGGGUCCUGCAAUACGUUCACGGUUGUUUCUGGGAGUGGAUCCCCUUGGACCCAUCUAGAAGCCCAAGUUUACCUUUCUGUGGGAGUUUUACUUGAGAAAGGACUGGGCAGAAUUAGGUCCUUUAGAUACAUAGUUUUUCAAGUGAGCCCUGAUUGCCUAUCUUCUAGAUAUUUCAGCUAGAUUGGAAUUUGUAUCCCUAUUUUUCCUAGUCCUGGGCUACAGCUGCACCAAAGGCUUAAGGAUUGAAAGGUGUAAAAGUAUUAGAGUUGCCCUUAAUCUAUUUCUUUUCCUUAAGACAAAAAUUACACAGGCAUACUCCACCUAACAGUAAUUGGCUUUAUACAAAAUACAAUAUUAGGUGAAACAAUGAUCCUGAGGGCACUGAGUUACUUAAGAACUAGGUUAUUGAUGGGUGAUUGGCCAGAGAAAUUUACAGAUGUGGUUGGUGACUUUACGAUGGGGUUUAGUUAAAAAUGUAUUCAUAAUGUCCUUGAGAAAUGUUGGUAGUCAGGUCAGCCUUAUCCAAUGUGGUCUCUGUGUUGUCAUCUAAGGUCUUGAAUGCCCAACACCUGAUGUCAGGAAUUUUUCGGUGUAUGUUUAAUGCUGCUCUAUUUUCAUUUUAGCAUCUUGUUUCUGACUUCUAUUUCUAUGAUGUCAGAAUGGUUAAGGUACGUUUACCCACAUGCCUCUGAUUUCGAUAGAUGCUUCCUAGCUAUGCAGUGAUGACAUGGCUUGGAUUUGCUUUGGUUUAAACAGCAACAAAAACAAGAAUUAUUAUUUUUUUUAAGUCUGCACAUAUUUGUGAAAUCUACAUUUGUAUCUUCAUUAUGCAGAAAUGAACAUUAGAGCACAAAUCUCUCAUUUGACUUGAUUUUUUUUCUGUCAUCUACUGUUUACUAAUUACAAUAUUUAUUGAUUAUAAUGUCCCUCCUGGACUAGGCUGCCAUUUUAGCCACAGAGACAAGAGGUUGCUUAUCUUGUAGUUGAUGAUUUGAAUAAAAUUAAACAAGAGGAAUAAA
This is a messenger RNA of Monodelphis domestica (gray short-tailed opossum), 5061 nucleotides long. Lineage: Eukaryota; Metazoa; Chordata; Mammalia; Didelphimorphia; Didelphidae. The record is from RefSeq and is a predicted model, not a curated record.